AUGCAAGUAUCAACAGUCUACCGCGCUGCUCUCCUCCAACUCUCCGUCAAUCCCCUAUUCGCGCGCGCAUCGACCUCGUCUCUCAUCGUCACCUCCCAAACACAAAGCACCCGCCUGUACAGCAUCCUCUUCCCCCAGUGCCCACCAACCUACAAACCAUCCUACACAAGCCCGGCCUCCCAGAUCCGCACAAUGAGCGACUUCACAUCCCCCGACUCAGCCUCUAUGGCCAACACCCCGGCACAGAGUUCAUCCACAGACCAAUCCAAAUCCCAAUCGGAACCCAUCAGAGUUCCAGAACAAAUGUACCUGCCAGAAAGCGCAUCCACAGAGAACGCCCAAGGCUCCAACUCAGGCGGAAUAAAACUCGAUAUGAGCACCGGCGGAACGGAAAUGAAACUAGACCAUUUGGGACCGAUGGUCGUUAACACCGAUGGAACAUUAUCGCAGAUCGGAAACUGGCAACAGAUGAGCGAGAUCGAGCAAAAGAAUACGCUGCGCAUUAUCAGCAAGCGGAAUAAGUCGCGGCUGGCGGCUUUGAAGGCCAAGGAGGAGGCAAAUGGAAAUGCAAACGUCCCUGAAAAUGCAUAA
This is a messenger RNA of Penicillium antarcticum, 591 nucleotides long. RefSeq lists its product as uncharacterized. The transcript has a single exon. The record is from RefSeq and is a predicted model, not a curated record. NCBI's taxonomy places the organism in Eukaryota, Fungi, Ascomycota, Eurotiomycetes, Eurotiales, Aspergillaceae. Bases 1 to 591 code for a protein of 196 amino acids.